AAGAUUUGGUGUUUAUAGAGGAGGCAACAUCAUCUAAUGUUAUACAUCACCCUCAGGAGGCACUUGAGACCCAGUGCCCAAUAUGCACAGGAACCUUUCCAGUUUCUGACUUAGAAUUGCAUGCCAGCUUUUGUGGAGAAAGUCCAGAUGGAGUGCCAGAAAAAAUACCCUGCUCUGAUUUGGAUCAUAUCUCAUGUGAGGAGGAUGUGAUUCGUCAUGCAGCAGCACAGAUAAAUACAACAAAGACCUUUGAAAUCUGUGUGUCACGAGACAACAUGGUUGAGAGAGGUCUGAAGCUGUGGAAACGUCAAAAAACAGGAAGCCCUGUCAAUCCCUUGAAAAUCAUCUUCCUGGGAGAGCCAGGAGUUGACACAGGGGCACUGAGGAAAGAGUUUCUGUCCACUAUGGUUGCUGGCAUUGAAAAACGUCUCUUUGAAGGUGAUGCGAAGAAAGGAAAAACACCGAAGUACUCCCUCAAUGAUCUGGAUAAUGAGCUGUUCAAAGUUGCAGGUGAAAUAUUCGCUGUGAGCAUUGCGCAAGGAGGACCGCCACCACGGUUUAUGCAAGAAUGGUGUUACGAAUACCUUGUUACUGGUAACAUCAAAAGGGAUGGUGUAUAUGACACAGAGAUAUCACCACUAAUCAAAAUGAUUGAAGAUGCAUCUGACCUGUCCAACUACACAAAAGAUAUCCUGGACUGUGGCUACACUGGACUGAUAGACACUGACCACAAGGAAAGCAUAUUAAGAGCUCUUUCUCUACAUAUUACAACAAAACGCAUCCCAAUGCUGCAACAACUGCGUGAGGGCCUUGAGAUAUACGAUCUCAUCAAAGUCAUGCAGAAAAAGCCACAGGAGUGUCAUGAUCUCUUCGUCAUAGGAUAUAAUGACAAAGUUGACUCCCAUUACAUUUUAUCCCACCUGGCCCCAGAGAUGAGCCCAACUGGUUCGAUUAAACAAGUGAAAGAGUCCAAAAUCAUGGAAUUCUUUCAAGAUUUCCUACUUGAACUUGAAGACACUCAACCAGAAGAUGCGACAGCUGGAGAAACCUUGUCUGUACCAAAUAUAAUGCAGUGGAUGACUGGGCAAGCUCACAGGCAUCUGCUUGUAUCAGAAAGGGAAAAUUUUAAAAUUGUGUUUAAAUUUGACCAUUGCUGUCUACAGCACAUGCCAAACCACACUGUGUGUUACCCAAUUGUCAGUGCUUGCACUAAUACCGUAACAUUUCCCGUAGUCCAUAUGGUAGAUUACGAGUCUUUCAAAGCAAUCUUGCAAACUGCUGUUACAUAUGGGGCAAGCUUUGACAGGGUGUAGAAAAUUUUCUGAAAUUGUUGUAAAACUUUGUAUUUGGUGUACAUUUCUUAAAAAUGAA
Molecule: messenger RNA, 1371 nt
Organism: Rhinichthys klamathensis goyatoka
Lineage: Eukaryota; Metazoa; Chordata; Actinopteri; Cypriniformes; Leuciscidae
Exons: 10
Coding region: 276-1313 (345 amino acids)
Molecular function (GO): ubiquitin-protein transferase activity
Source: RefSeq, a predicted model, not a curated record